GGGAGCCAGUCCUGCUGUGAGCGGGAGUCCGUGCAGACGGCGCCGCGCCAACAGGACCGCGGAGGGCGCGAGCCCUCUGCUCCGAGGCCAGCCCCAGGCUGGGCAGGCGCCAGACGCAGUCGGGGAUCGGUCGGGCCGUGCGCCCUGGUGUGGGUGCCACGCCGUGGCGUCGGGCCUGGAGGCCUGGCUCGGGGCGGGCGAGGCUCCCGGGUGAGGAGACUGCUGUGGGCAAGCAGAAGGUCACUGGGAUCGUUGCUUUCUGCUUGGGGCCAGAGUGCCCUGGGGGCGGCCAGAUGGGUAAUUGCGGCUGGCUCCACGGUUCGGAAAGGCCGAAGGCCAGGAUCAGGGCCUGGCUUGGGGUGGGCACCGGCCCCCGGCCAGGAACCUGCUGGGGAGAUGGGACUGAGCAGUGCCCGGUCCGAGCCGACUUAUGCACACCCAGCACCAAGGCAGGUGCCCCGGGAACAGCCGCCCCCACCAGGCCCCGCGGGACCUGCCCACCUCUCUGGGCGCCUUGGGAAUGGGAGUUACCAAGCCACAGCUAAGGGUGCUGGGGCCCAACCCAGGAGUCGCGACUCCAGCCCCACCCACAGCUGCCCUGCCCUGGGAGGGCAGGGGACAAGCGACCGCCGGGGUGACCUGGGACAGGUGGGCCGCCCAGCCCUGGCGUGGGGGCGGGGGCCCUGUUACUUGGGGGCCCUGCCCGUGACUGCCCUCCGGCUGGCUCUCCAUCCGAGAGGCUGGCUGCCUCAAUUGCCCCCUGUGUCUGCCCCUCCAUGUUCUUCCCUUUCUGCCUCCGCCUCUAGCUGGUUCUCUUUUUUCUUUCUCUGUUUCUCUUCCUCGUUGCCUUCCUCAGUAUCUCGGCCUGUCUCUAUUGCUAUCUGGGUCUCUGUCCCACCGACUCCUCCCCCACUUCCGCCCCAUCUCUGGGGCCCCCUCCCUCACCCCCGGCACACAUUCCAGCCUCCACCCCCGCCUGGCCGCCCCUCCCCGGAGCCAGCUGCCAGCCAUGCUGGGUGCCCGGGGUGGAGCGAGUGGGCUCAGGCUGGGUCAGAGGUCAGCGUGCAGGCUGGGGCCUUAGAGGGCAUCCCCCAACUCUUGCGGAAUGUGGGCGGGGCACACCCGCCCUCCCCGAUCCCCUCAGGCGGAGGCGGUCACGGCAGGCUGGGGGGGGGGGGCCCAGACAGCUGGCUACGACCUCGCCGCGCCCGCCCCACCCCCUCAGACACUGCCCCCGGGCCUCCCGGAGAGUCCGCACCACCCCUGCCCCCACACGGGGCCCCAAGCAGCAGCCGCCAGACCGGCCAGCCCGCCUUCUCACCCACGCCGGGAGAAGUGCACCCUCAACAGUUAAGGGCUCGAUCCCCGGCCAUCCUGUGUCUCCGUUUAUCCACGACUCCGCAGCCACCGGGACACAUGUGCACCACACCUGGCAACGCGCACACUCAUCCAGGCUCGGCUUCCCCCACCCUGGCUCUGGGCCCUGCGGAUUUGGGCCAGACGGGCCGGUUGGAGUCUGCCAGACGCUCAUUACCGCCUCCCGCCCGGUCAUUAACCAAGGUCGGGGGAGGACCCGGAGUCCAGCGGCCCGGCGGGAAGGCGAGGGGGCGCUGCGGGAGCGAGGUGACCCCGCCUCGUCUCCACGGCGACGCCCGCAGGCUGGAGUACGCGGCGGGACCAGGAGCCCCCGGCUGGGGUGACAGCGAGGCCGCAGCGCCCCCUCGCGGCCUUGGGGAGAGGUGGCGCAGCCGUCACAGCAGUGAUGAAGUGGGCCCUACCCGCUAG
Messenger RNA from Suricata suricatta (meerkat), 1785 nucleotides. RefSeq names its product formin-like protein 5. Lineage: Eukaryota; Metazoa; Chordata; Mammalia; Carnivora; Herpestidae. Gene Ontology annotation, biological process: actin filament polymerization. The transcript is spliced from 4 exons. Gene Ontology annotation, cellular component: cytoplasm; actin filament. The record is from RefSeq and is a predicted model, not a curated record. The coding region runs from base 397 to 1785 and encodes 462 amino acids. Gene Ontology annotation, molecular function: microtubule binding; actin binding.